This is a messenger RNA of Mucor velutinosus, 771 nucleotides long. RefSeq lists its product as uncharacterized. The transcript is spliced from 2 exons. NCBI's taxonomy places the organism in Eukaryota, Fungi, Mucoromycota, Mucoromycetes, Mucorales, Mucoraceae. The coding region runs from base 1 to 771 and encodes 256 amino acids. The record is from RefSeq and is a predicted model, not a curated record.
AUGCUUUUUGCUCGUUCCAUCAUCACAAUCUCCUGUAUUGUCCUGUCUGUUGUAAAUGCAGCUCCUGUUAUUCCAUCACCAUCAUCACCAUCAUCAUCCAAAUCAUACAUUUCUGAAGCUGGCUUUCUUUUGACCGAGAGCUUAUCAGAAUACUAUGAAAACAUCGUAGAUCAAGUCAUGCUGGAUGUCUCUGAGGAUGUCCUGACUUAUUUGCCACAAUCUAUUAGCCAUGGCAACGUUGAAGCUCGUCAUUUGGCUCAAAAAUCAAUGAACCGUAAUCUUAACUUUAUGCGUGCAAGUCUACUAGCAUCUGUGAACCCUCUCGUCUCUACUGAUAUCCCUCUAAUCGAAGGCUUAGGCGCUGUCCAACAAAUUGAUAAUACUCAAGAACGCACCAACCAAGAUGAAAUUGAGGCAAACUUACUUGGCUCCAUCAUGACGUUGAACAAAAAGAUCAGCCAUCAACUUGGCUUGAUUGUCAAUGCUGAGCAAUCAUCCAGCAUCUUGAUGCGUCAAGCCACCACACAGAUUACAAAGCAGGUUGAAAUCGAGAAGCCCACCGUGGUUACUGUUGAAUGGAAGCUUCGUCAACCCUUCCAAAUCAAUGUUAUCCGUCAAGAAGAACAACAACAACAACAAGAUGUGACAUCUGAGUCUGAAUGGCUUUAUGGUCAAUUAUCAUCUGUAGAGAUCAAUUUACUAAAUGAAUUCAAUGAUCGUGCUCAGGAAGCUGUUCAACUUGUCAUGGAGAGUUUAGCUCUUGAUGUUUAA